UCUCUCUGCUAAUACGCUUUGGCAGGAGGCGGGAGAUAGAUGUAUUUUUCUCUCUCGUGGUAGGUUGUCCCUUGGUAACCAGCAGAAGGUUACGAGUUAAAGAAUUGGAUUAUUUGAUCAUCUGACUACGGAAGGGGAGAGAGUUGGACGGAGAAAAGAAGAACAUGAUUUUAUUUUGAACAUUUUUUAUUGCCCAGGCCGGCUCAUCUCACAGUUAAACGUGGCACUAGAGCGAUAGUUUGCUGUGUAACGAAUGGAAGACAAAAUAAGUUACAAAAAAAUCAAGUGAUUUGGUGUAUGAAUAUCGCUCAUGGAUAUAUACGACGAAGCUAAACUGAUCAUCUGACUGAAGAGGACUUGACACAGUUGUGUGGUCAACACCAGGGGCAGAAUUCUUAUUGUUGAAUGCUGCUGGGUCCGGUUAAAAUAAGAAACUUAAUGUACAUGUAAGAUCAACGUAAAGAAAACUUUGGAGUCCAUAACAUUAUUUUCUUUAUUGUUGUUUAUAUUAUUAGGAGUUGAAUUGCACGAAAGCAGACGGGCUCUGAAUUUCGAUACAUUUGUCUUUUUUACUUUAACGUUGAAUCAAAAAAAUAUGUAUUAUUUGAUUUGGUAGUCAGCUAGUUAACAGUUGUUGUUUUUUUUUUGUUUGUUUUUUUACUCGAUUGUGAGUGAUCAAUAAUGUAUUUCUAAAAAGAAAUGGCCGGUUUUGUCAUAGUAACACCGCUUUCAUUAUUUAUUAUGAGAAAAAAAGUUCAAAAAAAUGAUUGACAGCUGCAUAUUUUCAAAAUAUUUAAUUCAAUAUAUGUAUAUAAAAAAUAGCAAAUGCAUAAACGCUAGACAGUAUCUUUCAUUUUAAUAUUUAAGGCUGAGACAUAAUUUAAUUUACUACCAUGGGUACAAAAUUAUUAAUGUUGUACCCUAUAAGUGGGUGCUUUAGUUUUAUUGGUAAAAGUGUAUGUAUGUAACUAGGACUGGUGCUGUUGGGUUAAAGAAGAACACAUAUCAACUAGCUAUAAACAGUGUUGUUUUCAAGCUAAUUAAAAGAACAGCAAACAAUAAAGUUAUUUUAGAUCUAAAAGAAGGGCGGCAGUAAAUAAGGAAGCCGGUGAAAAUGGCCGGCGACUGCGUAUACAACAAACACAAUGCUAAAGAGGCGACUUGUUUUAGUAACAAACAUUUGUUGGACUGCAAGCAGGAAGCUGGAGAAGAUGUUGCUAUCGAUUCCGCGGGGGGAAAAGCCCUGUCCUCCCCUUUCUAUGAGGUUAUAGACGGAGUACUGUAUCGCAAAAAGUUGGAGAAAGGAUACAUCAAUUACAGAGAAGUGCUGGAUACAGAUAGGAGACUCGGUGCUAUUGCAACUUUUCAUCAGAAGAGAAAUGGAGCGCAGCACCACACCUUGGAGGAGACCUACAGAUAUGUGGCGGAAAACUACUGGUGGGAAGGAAUGUUUUUUCCCAUUCGGGAUUAUGUCCUAGGAUGUAAGGAAUGCACAGGAAGAAGGAUGGGGAUGCAUGGGUAUGAAGAAACUAUUACCAAAACAUUAGUUUCCCAUGGGACUGACGUUCUUAAAAAGUUGAACAGCCAGCGUGAUGAAGGUCUAUUCUGUGACAUAACCUUGAUUGUGGAUGGAGCCACAUACUCUGCACAUAAGGCAGUGCUUGCAGCUGUCAGUGAAUACUUCAAGGAAAUGUUUACAGAAAUGGAUUCCACAUCCAAUCAUAAGUCGGCAGUUGAUCUAACUGGUUUCAGCCCGGACAGUUUUCUGCCAUUGCUGGAGUUUUCAUAUACCUCCACUCUGUCUUUGAAGCUGGAGAACCUUACAGAGAUCUGUGCUAUGGCCAGGCACUUCAGGAUGUGGUCGGUGGUUGAGUUGUGCAAAGGCAUUCAGAAAGAGCAAGUGGACAUUAAGGACUAUUCAGGGAUACAGCGCGUGGGGGUCAAACACUCCAUCUACACUCCAUCUCCUACCUCUGUGGAAAUCUCUGGCAUCACGUCUAUAAUUAAGAGCCAGCAAGACAGCCCACCUUCUCUCGGAAAAGACGAGAAAUACAAUAAUGAAACUCCAAAUAGUCAGGAUUAUAUGGAGAAUUCCAGAUGCCGCUUUAUGGAAUCAAACUUUAAGGAUUCUGCAAAGAGCAAAGCGCACGUUUUGGAGAAUAGCUUUAAAUGCACAUUGGGAACAUCGGAAGAACUGAGUACAGGCAAGUUGCCCAGGAAUUACUCAUCACUGCAGAAGGCAGAUAAGCAAACCAUCAGCACUCCCAUGAAACGGCUGAAGUUGUUGGAUUUCAAGUCUCCAUCUAAAAAAAGAAAGUCUUCUCCCAAGAACCUUACUUGUACAAAAAUAUCUCCUAGCCAUCAGAAUCCAAACUGGGCCAUGGCUUCUCCAACGCAAGACAAAAAGGAGAUUUCUUUACAGGGCAUCACAACCACUCCUAUCCAAGCAAACUACAAGAAGCAGUUAUGUUUUUCUCUUCCAGACGAGUGCACCCAAGAAAGGCUGGAAAUCUGUGCAGAAACAUUCAAAUCUCCAGUUAAGACAGAGCCUGUGGAAGAGGAGGUGCAGUCUCCCAAUACAGUAGAAAAAUACAAGCUGCUCCGUGUGUUGGGUCUGCAGCGCAAAUCCUUGAUUGUCUGUGGAGAGGAGUUGACAGGAUGGAGGCAAAAGAAACGUCUCAGGAAGCUUAAAGCCUGCAGCUAUUCCCUGACCACCAGACGAAAAAGGAGCACGGGUAACCUUAACUCAGGAGAACACCGUGAUGACAAACAAAGCCUUCCUGAGGGGAAGAUUAACCUGGGAAUAAUUAAAGCUGAAAAGACAGAAUCUGAAAUAAGCCCCGUGCACAGGCAUAAGGUUAUGUCAAGAAGGCGAGGCUAUGGUUGGACUACAAGAAGCAAAGUUGCAUCAGUUAAAUUGAGGGUAGCUGCUGAACAAAAAGCCCUGCAAACCAUUCAUAGUGCAACAGAGAAAACUACUGUCGGAUGCAAUAGAGGCAGGAGCUCCAGACUAGAAAGUAGACAGCUACCAAGCGUUCGACAUGGAAACGUUCAGAUUAACAAGCACAUUAAAAAAGAAAUGCCGGCUAAGCAGAGUGUCUUUACAGAUAACCAUGUCAGAAGUAGACGCUUAGGUCUUGUACAUUCAAACAAGCCAUCGUUUUUACCUGUUCAGGUAAACAAUCCAAUUGCUGAAGAGUGUUCUUUGGAGGAUCUUUCCAGGGGAAGCACAAAUAAAAACAUUAGGAUAUUGAGGAGCAUCAGGCAGACAGAAAAGAUUAAUGAAAAGUAUGUUGGGAAGAAAGCUGCCCUGGUAGGGGCAAGACAGAAGUUGGAUUGUCAACCACUUCAGAAAGGACGCACUCCAUCAAAGAGUCCUUUUUUUUGCAACAAAGAAGUGGGAAAAGCUGUGAAGCAAACCAAAUCUGGGAAUGCAGAUGCCAGGAACCAAAGAUUUAGAUCAAGCACUUGUAAAGUUCAGCUUUCUUCAGGGCUGGGUAAACGAAAGAGAAAGCCCAGUCAAAAACUAUUGGAUGCUGGGUUUUUGUUUAACUUGCACAGGCCAGAAAGCACAAAAGAGGUGGCUGGCAGCAGCACAAAGAGGGACAGUAAAAAACAUGAACUCUGUCUAACAACCACCUCUGUCUCGAAACUAAGUUCCAAAAAGAUAAGUGGCGGUGGGCCUCAGACUUCAGAAAUUCUGGGUAGAACUCGCGGGGCAAUUAAAAAUGCGGAAGCUGUACUGGUUCUUGGGAGGAAGUUGCUGAAGGUCAAAGGCAACAGGCCUUUAGUUAAGAGAAGUGAGUCCUAUUGGUCAGCUGACGGUAGAAGUGGAAAGUGCAACAUUGACCGUACUGCUUCAAGAAAGAUGGCUAACGUACAAUUACUGGCAGACCUUGGAUCUACAUUUGACUACACGGAUGGACUACCAAAGAUUGUAGACAUGAAGACCAGACUGCCCAAGUUUGCUGAAGUGAUUAAAAGGACUCGUGUGAAGCGGCUAAAAGCUCGAGUUUCAACAAAUGGCAGCUGCAGCAGCAUCUCGGUGUCUUCACACACCUGCUCUGAAUGUAAAGAUUCUUUCAAAAACUGUGACUCUCUUAUCAUGCACAAAAUAAGACACAUAGAAGGAAAACAUUGGCCUUGUCCGCUGUGUAAAAAAACUUUCUUCAGGCAGAAAAACGUGCAGAACCAUAUUCGUACUCACGAUCAGAUGCUCUACAGAUGCAAGCAUUGUAUGAAAUAGCAGAGAGAAAGAGGGCUGACUCUAAAGGGUUAGGAGGAGAUGUCCACCGGGGACAGAACAUCGCAUUUCUAAAGUUGAGGUGUUUGUUUUAAGAAGACUAUGACUUGUAAACAACUAUUACUAUACAACAGUGUUGUGGAAAUCCCAGUGUUUGUGUAAUUACUUGAACUAAAUAAGCCAAAACUUCAAACAUGAACCCUGGGAAGAUGGGCUCUCGAAGUAAACAUUUGCAGAAAUGUAAACAAAUUAUUUAUAACAUUUUAAUGGAUCUGUUUAUUAAUAAAUGUUAAAUUGCUCAAUGAUUUUAACCUAAGAUGCAUGAAUUUCUAGAUGCUGAAAUUGAAGAAUGCUGGGUAUACUUGAAGGGACAGACAUUACAACUCUAGUUUCUGUGUCUUUGUAUAAUGGUCAUAAUUGUGUUUUUUUUGACUGCAGUGUUCUGUCAUGUCUGCCUAAUAAAAGAGAGACUGUUUAAGUGAG
Messenger RNA from Acipenser ruthenus (sterlet), 4726 nucleotides. RefSeq lists its product as uncharacterized. Lineage: Eukaryota; Metazoa; Chordata; Actinopteri; Acipenseriformes; Acipenseridae. Gene Ontology annotation, molecular function: DNA-binding transcription factor activity, RNA polymerase II-specific; RNA polymerase II cis-regulatory region sequence-specific DNA binding; protein binding. The coding region runs from base 1115 to 4246 and encodes 1043 amino acids. Gene Ontology annotation, biological process: regulation of transcription by RNA polymerase II. The record is from RefSeq and is a predicted model, not a curated record. The transcript has 7 exons.